Molecule: messenger RNA, 1845 nt
Organism: Bactrocera latifrons
Lineage: Eukaryota; Metazoa; Arthropoda; Insecta; Diptera; Tephritidae
Exons: 4
Coding region: 531-1436 (301 amino acids)
Source: RefSeq, a predicted model, not a curated record
UUUGUCAUUUUAAUUUUUUGCAAACUAUAAUUAGCAUAAAAAAGAAUAAAAAAUAAAAUCUGCAAAACAAAACCUUGUACCACUGAAGGAGGGAUUAUACAAUUUUCAUGACGUAUACCAUACUUUCCUUAUUCAAUUUAACUUGACAGAAUCAAAUAAGUUUUGUACCAAAGUCCUGAAUGAACCAUGUUCAGACCGACACUUAAUUACACGAUUUCGGAUUUUGAAUGGAUUAUCCCACUAAUACUAUGUUCACACCGAAAAUUUAAGAGAUUAGAUUACAUUUAAGCAUUUCAUAACCCAAAAGUGUUCUUAAGUGAUUCUAACCGCGUAGCACUGAAACGUUUGCUGUAUGUACAGGUAGCGCUAAAAAUGUGUAGUCAAUAUGGAGCAAAUUGAACAAGGUCUAUUUGGAUAAAGGCAAGUACAUAUGUAUAUAAAUAUUCGUACUAUAACUUCGUUUAAUUAUGUGUAUAUAAUUCAGACUCGUGGCCAAAUGUUUUGGGAAGUCGACUGCCAGGUGAAUUCAGAUGUUGAAAGGCUUGGAGAAGAAAAACACUAGCUACCGCAAAGCAAUUCAAUUAGAGAAACGCAUUGUCAUUGCUUUAUAUGCUCUUGGCUCUUCUGCAGUAUGCCGAUCAAUUGGAAAUAUGUUCGGAAUUGGUAAAAGCACUGUCUGCUCCAUUCUAAUUGAUUUCUGUCAUGAAGUCUGGCGUUGUUUGUGGCCUUUGUAUUUGAAGAAAUUCCCAAUGAACGAAAUUCAAUUGCGCGAGUAUUUAAAUGGCUUUGAGUCAUUGGGUUUCCCUCAAGUGUUAGGAGCUAUAGAUGGUUGUCAUAUAAAAGUUCGCCCGGCUGCAGAGGAUGCUGUUGACUACUACAAUUACAAAGGCUGGUAUUCCACAGUUCUUUUGGCUUUUGUAGAUGCAAGUCCCGGCCGUUGUAAUGACUCUUCAAUAUUUGAGAAAUCAUCUUUAAAACGCGAGUUGGCACAAUCUACUAUAUUUAAAGACAUGACUAGACAAAUAUCGUCAGUUAACGUUCCAGUCAUUUUUUUGGGCGACUCUGCGUUCAAAUUUGAUGAACAUUUGAUGAAACCAUACCCAUUUUGUGUAAACCAACCUUUGGAUAAAACAAAAUUCAACUAUGUACUCUCGAAAUGCCGAAGAGUGGUGGAGAAUGCUUUUGGUCAUUUAAAGGGAAGGUUUAGACGGUUUGGAAAAGGCUUGGAUAACCACAUGGCCAACACGAAAAUUGUCAUAAAAGCGUGCUGCGUUUUGCACAAUUUUUUAAAUGAGGAAAAUGAUGAAAUUAACCCUAGACAGCUAACCUUCGUCGAUUCGAAGAGCACGAGAAAGAAUAUUCGUUGCCUCUCUUGCCCGCGAGGUUUGAUCAUCCCAACGUUGCUUGUCAACUCAGUGUUCGCUAAGCUUUUCUGAGAGGCACAUGUGUUUGGUGGUUUUAAUCAUGGCUUCAAGUCGAUUGCUGUGUGAGGAAAGUAUAAUGCGUUUGUUAAUGGACGAGGACGAUGACUGGGCAUUGGAGGAAUUAUCCGAUAGCGAAACUGAAGACACUGUAUUGGUGGAUAAUGUUGAAAGUGAUAAUCAGUCAGAAGAGUCAUCAUUACUUUCGGGCGAUGAAGACGUUCAUGAGGGGGUUUCUGGUGCUUUGAUGAAUGAUGUGCCGGGACUUGCAACACCUUCUGCUUCAAACGAAGUAAGCUCAGGUAGCGAUCCUAGUAUCUUGGCAUUCUCAAGCAGCACUAUUCGCAGUCGGUCACGUCAUGUUUGGGCUACGCGCAAAGGGCGAACUUCGAAUAGAGCAGCAGCAAUAAAUAUUGUACGUGGA